UGUGAGAGGGAGGGAAGAGCACUCAAACUUCCCUCAAUUGAGUAGUCCCUCAAACACGUUAGGGUUUAUCUCCUCCACUCCUAGCAACCGCUACGAAACCCUCAAACUUCCCCAACACUCAGCGGUUGAGAGAGAACAACCUGAGUUUCUCUUCAAUGGAAACCAGAACAACGAACCUGUAAGAUUCAAUUCAUUGAUUUGUGAAUUUGCAUUCAUCUAAGAUAACACGGGCGAUAGGAUCAGCACCUUACCAGACCCAAUCCUCUGUCACAUACUCUCCUUUCUCCCAACCAAGCAAACCGUUGCCACAAGUGUUCUCUCCAAGAGGUGGAAGCCACUGUGGCGUUCAGUUCCCGUUCUCGACUUCGAUGACGAAGAACCCGAUGAUAUCGGAACCUAUUUCCUAUUUGUUCAAUCGGUUUAUGCAGUCAUCGUCUCCCUAGAUCUCCACCAACCUAUCCAUAGAUUCCGACUCUCUUGUCUCUCUGAUAAUUUUUACGAUCCUUACAAUGUCACCAUUUGGGUGAAUGCUGCCGUGCAACGCAGAGUUCAGCACAUCGAACUCUGCGUCUAUCCGCCGUGUCUUCAACCAUCUCCCAACUUGUCCUCCAUCUUCACUUGCAGUACUCUUAUGGUUCUCAAGUUGCAGGGGAUGAAAUUGGAAGGUCUUCCCUCGGCGGUUGAUCUUCCCUUGCUUAAAGUCCUGCAUUUAGAAGAUUUGACUAUCUCAGAAUUCAAGUCUCUCGCUGAGCUUCUUUCGGGAUGUCCGAAUCUCGAGGACCUCAAAACAAUGGGUUUGUUUAUUACUUGUUAUGAGUCUUACAGAGAGAUUAAAACCUUGCCUAAGUUGGUCAGAGCAGAUGUUUCAUUGGAAAGUACAUAUGUUUUGUUCAGAGAUGUGGUUGAGAAUGUCAAGUUCUUGCGCUUAGAUGAGAUUUAUGAUGUAGUCCUCAAUGAGAGUGCGCGCCAAUACCCUGACUUUAUCCCCAUGUUUCACAAUUUAACCCGUAUUGAGCUUGACUAUUGCAAAUUUAAUAGUGAUUGUUCUGAGGUGGUGGAAUUGCUCAAUCAUUGCCCCAAGCUUCAAGAUCUUGUCAUUGACCAGCCAAAUGUUGAGUCUGAUCUAUUUGAAGAACCUUUGCAAUACCCAUCGUCUGUUCCUGAAUGCAUUCUAUCACACCUUCAAAGAUGCUAUAUUAAUUGUUAUAGAGGCACCAAAGGUGAGUUUCGAUUUGCAAAAUAUAUAAUGGAGAAUGGAAGAUUUUUAAAGAGGAUGACAAUAUCAAGUGGCAUUGCCAGAAAUCCACAGAGAAAACGUAAGAUGUUAAAAGAAUUAUCCUCAUGCGCGAGGCAGUCUGAAACUUGUAAGCUUUCCUUUAAAUGAUAACAACCUAGAUAUAUUAGCUGCAAGAAGUUUCUUCAUUUCUUUCCUUUUGCUAGUAGUUAGCAGGGAUAUGGACCUUGCCUUAAUUUUCUAAUUAGUCAAACUUGUUCUUUACUGAUGGUUAAUUGUUAGUUUGAUCUAUUGUUCUCAAGUGUGAGGCAAUUGUAGGUUAUAUUCUGAUCUUAUGCGAACCUCCAUGGUAAGUAGGUGUAAAUUGUCUCUUGAACAAGUGCAGCCACACCAAAAUCAAACAUUUAGUUGUUUGCUCAAAAACAACUGUUUUGUCUUUUGAUAAUUUUAUGAUUUUUAUUAGUGUAUCAAUGUCGUACCAAAAUUUGGUCGGAAAUCACAUUUUUACAUAAGAUGAUUGUAUCAUUUCAAUA
This is a messenger RNA of Lotus japonicus, 1767 nucleotides long. RefSeq names its product putative F-box/FBD/LRR-repeat protein At5g62970. NCBI's taxonomy places the organism in Eukaryota, Viridiplantae, Streptophyta, Magnoliopsida, Fabales, Fabaceae. The record is from RefSeq and is a predicted model, not a curated record. The transcript has 3 exons. Bases 632 to 1384 code for a protein of 250 amino acids.